Setaria italica (foxtail millet) is the source of this 2513-nucleotide messenger RNA. Its product is annotated as E3 ubiquitin-protein ligase RNF14. The record is from RefSeq and is a predicted model, not a curated record. The coding region runs from base 218 to 2134 and encodes 638 amino acids. Gene Ontology annotation, biological process: protein polyubiquitination; ubiquitin-dependent protein catabolic process; positive regulation of proteasomal ubiquitin-dependent protein catabolic process. NCBI's taxonomy places the organism in Eukaryota, Viridiplantae, Streptophyta, Magnoliopsida, Poales, Poaceae. Gene Ontology annotation, cellular component: ubiquitin ligase complex; cytoplasm. The transcript is spliced from 7 exons. Gene Ontology annotation, molecular function: ubiquitin protein ligase activity; ubiquitin conjugating enzyme binding; zinc ion binding.
GCCGGUGCGGUAAGGAAGUUUCUCGUCUCGCCAGCGCAGCGCGCGAACGAGCAGGGAAACCGGCCUGGCGGCCUCUUCCAAGCCGGUCGCGCGGAGAUUCGUGUCUCGGAGGCCGUACCUCCCACGCCGGAACCACCUCACUGCUGACGCGGGCACGCCUCGCCGCCGCCGCCGCAAAACUCGAUUCACAGCCGUACCGGCCGUCCGCCACCGCGAGAUGCCUCGGAAGUCGUCCAAGGUGCGGGGCGCGGCCGCGCCGAGGCCUCACCUCAAGGCCGGGCCCCCAAACCGUAGCCCCGCCGCCGCCGUCGCGGAGGCCGAAGGCCUGCAGGUACCUGGCGACGGGGCGUCCGCCGGCGCCGAGGCCCUGGAGCUCCUCCACAUCGACCCCGCUUCCGAUGGUGAUCCGCCGCCGCCGCCGCCUUCCGAGGCCGAGCCCGAGCCCGAGGCCCUCGCGCCGUCUCAGGCGCCGCCGGAGGAGGCGUCAUCGUCUGGGAGGUCUGCAGCUGGCGGGAGCCUGGAUGAGGAGGCUGUGAGGAAGCUGCACGAGCUUGCGGAGGCCGGUGGGGAAGAGGUGGCGUUGACUGAGGAGGAGGUGCACGCCAAUGAUCAGAGGCAGGAGGAUGAGAUCUGUGCCCUUGAAGCAAUUUUUGAAGAUGCUGUAGUAAUUUUGGACAGAAAGGGUGGGCAGCGUUGUUUCCAGGUCCAUGUUCACAUUGAGAUUCCAGAUGCUAUAGAUGUAUCAACAAGGCUCAGUUAUGGUGAUGGAACAUUAAAAUAUGGGGCAGCAUCUGAUGCUGGUGCUGAUGCUGAUGACCUUGUUUACAAGUUUAGAGUUGAGCAUUUGCCUCCAAUCCUGCUAACAUGUCUCCUGCCUGCAUCAUACCCAAGUCACCGCCCUCCCUUUUUCACUAUCUCCACAUAUUGGCUUGAUAAAGGGAUGAUUUCGUCAUUAUGCCGCAUGCUUGAUAUGCUUUGGGAAGAGCAACUGGGGAUGGAAGUAACAUAUCAAUGGGUGCAAUGGCUCCAAAGUUCAACCCUUUCUCACUUAGGGUUUGGUGAGGAGAUAGUAUUGAGCAAGAAUGAUGUAACAUGUGAUGCAGAUAAGCGUGCUUGUCUAGAUAAUGGUUCACCAAAUGUUAUAAUUCCAAGGAUGAUGAGAUACAAUGACAAUAAACACCAUGAAGCUUUCUUACGUGCUAUCCAUGACUGCAUGAUUUGUUUCAGCGAGUGUCCUGGUGUUGAUUUCAUCAAACUUCCAUGUCAUCAUUUCUUCUGCUGCAAAUGCAUGCAAACAUACUGCAAAAUGAAUGUCAAGGAAGGAAAUGUAGUGAAGUUGCUAUGUCCUGAUACAAAAUGUGAAAGUGCUGUUCCUCCUAAUGUAUUGAAAAGGCUGCUUGGAGAGGAUGAAUUUGAACGUUGGGAGGGAUUACUGCUUCAGAGAACUCUUGAUGCAAUGAGUGACGUUGUCUAUUGUCCAAGAUGCCAAACUGCUUGCUUGGAGGAUGUAGUAGGUAAUGAAGCAGUGUGUUCAAGUUGUUUAUUCAGCUUUUGCACACUCUGUAGAAAUCGACGUCAUAUUGGGGAGCAAUGUAUGUCUCCAGCAGAAAAACUUCUUAUCUUGGAGAAACGCCAAGAAUCUGGGCAAGUGCAAGCAGAUCAGCAGAGGAUUGUUGAAGAAUUAAAGAGCCUGAAGGAAAUUAUGAAGGAUGCAAAACAGUGCCCGAAAUGCAAGAUGGCCAUAUCUAAGACAGAAGGAUGCAAUAAGAUGCAUUGUUGGAACUGUGGGGAGUACUUCUGUUAUCAAUGCAACCGUGCGAUCACUGGAUAUGAGCAUUUUAAGGGUUCUUGUGCGCUGUUUCCUCAGGAGGAAAUUGACAGAUGGGAAGUGCAGAUGAACCCAAGGGUUCGGCGCCAAUUUGUUGCACAGGCGCACGCUGAAAUGCAUGUACAGCAUGGUCAAGCUCAUCUUUGUCCGACAUGCCGUCAACCAUCUCCAAAGGUCGGAAACAACAACCACCUGUUCUGUUGGGCAUGCCAGAAACAUUUUUGUGCCCUGUGCCAUAAGCCUGUCCCAAAGACGGCACAGCAUUAUGGUCCCAAAGGUUGCAAGCAACAUACGUCAGAUCCCUGAAUGAGGUUUUCCCAUAUGUGCAUCGAUACCGACACCAUCGUAUCAGUGAAUUAUCAGUAGUUCUGUGCAUGUACACACAUACCUGUCCCAGGAUGUACUUUAGUCCGACGAAUCCAAUUUGUUGAAGAGAGCAUGUUUUCAAGUCUACAACAUCAUUUUAUCCACAGCAGCAGCUCCAUGGUUUACAUUCACGAAUAUAAACAUGAGCCAUCCAUUCAUUCACUACCUGCUGAAUUUUUUAGAAUACUCUGUAUAUUCAAGACGCUGAUUGAACAAAAACCAAUAGAACCAAUUCUUUGAGAGGGUAGAUUAUUGUCUGUUGUUAUUGAUCUUGUACCAAUUCAACGAAAGUGAUCAAUUUUAUUUUUUUUAAGUUACA